AGCAGUGAGCCCAGGAGUCCUCGGCUAGCCCUGCCUGCCCUCCAGGAGGAUGAAGGUCUCCGUGGCUGUCCUCUCCUGCCUCAUGCUUGUUGCUGCCCUUGGAUCCCAGGCCCAGGUUACAAAUGAUGCAGAGACAGAGUUCAUGUCAAAGCUUCCACUGAAAAAUCCAGUAGUUCUGAGCCGCUUUCACCUUGCUACUGACUGCUGCAUCUCCUACAUCUCACAAAGCAUCCCGUGUUCACUCAUGAAAAGUUAUUUUGAAACGAGCAGCGAGUGCUCCAAGCCGGGUGUCAUCUUCCUCACCAAGAAGGGGCGACAAGUCUGUGCCAAACCCAGUGGUCCGGGAGUUCAGAAUUGCAUGAAACAGCUGAAGCCCUAACCAAUAUAAUAAUAAAGAGACAAAAGAGGCCAGCCACCCACCUCCAACACCUCCUGUGAGUUUCUUGGCCUGAAUUACUUUAAAAAUAUAUAUGUUGUUGUGUCUGGUAAUGAAAGUCAUGCAUCUAAUAAAGAGUAUUCAAUUUUUAA
Rhinopithecus roxellana (golden snub-nosed monkey) is the source of this 528-nucleotide messenger RNA. RefSeq names its product C-C motif chemokine ligand 15 (gene CCL15). Gene Ontology annotation, biological process: lymphocyte chemotaxis; monocyte chemotaxis; cellular response to type II interferon. NCBI's taxonomy places the organism in Eukaryota, Metazoa, Chordata, Mammalia, Primates, Cercopithecidae. The record is from RefSeq and is a predicted model, not a curated record. The coding region runs from base 50 to 379 and encodes 109 amino acids. Gene Ontology annotation, molecular function: CCR chemokine receptor binding; chemokine activity. Gene Ontology annotation, cellular component: extracellular region. The transcript has 4 exons.